This is a messenger RNA of Myodes glareolus (Bank vole), 2042 nucleotides long. It is a transcript of the gene Sfrp4, whose product is annotated as secreted frizzled related protein 4. Gene Ontology annotation, biological process: canonical Wnt signaling pathway; non-canonical Wnt signaling pathway. NCBI's taxonomy places the organism in Eukaryota, Metazoa, Chordata, Mammalia, Rodentia, Cricetidae. Gene Ontology annotation, molecular function: Wnt-protein binding. Gene Ontology annotation, cellular component: cytoplasm. The record is from RefSeq and is a predicted model, not a curated record.
GUGGAGCAGCGAAGUCGGGAGCCGACUCUGCGCUCACAGCUGCCAAGGCAGCUGAGCCCACGUCAGGGGACGAGUCUGGAUAAAUAGGGUCCCACAAUGGCUGUGUCCGAUUGCGCUCCGAGCUGCGGGGUCCGAGACUGGCGCUUCCGGCGCCGGUCGGUGCUCUGGAAGUUGAACGCUAGCGCUACUGGUGCUCUCUGCGCCCAGGGGCUGUCGGUGGCCAAACCCCAGAACUAUCCAUCAGUGGGGGCCUGCAGGAAAGCUCAUCCGCUGCUCCUAGGUAAAGAGAUAGGGAGAGCAGGGGGACUGGAAGAGAAGGGCCCUUCCUGCCAGCAGCAGCGCGGGAGGACAGUGCCAUGCUCCUCUCCAUCCUGGUGGCUUUGUGCCUGUGGCUGCGCCUGGCGCUGGGCGUGCGGGGCGCGCCCUGCGAGGCUGUGCGCAUCCCCAUGUGCCGGCACAUGCCCUGGAACAUCACCCGGAUGCCCAACCACCUGCACCACAGCACGCAGGAGAACGCCAUCCUGGCUAUCGAGCAGUACGAGGAGCUGGUAGAUGUGAACUGCAGCUCUGUGCUGCGCUUCUUCCUCUGCGCCAUGUAUGCACCCAUCUGUACCCUGGAGUUCCUGCACGACCCCAUUAAGCCCUGCAAGUCUGUGUGCCAGCGCGCACGCGACGACUGUGAGCCUCUCAUGAAGAUGUACAACCACAGCUGGCCAGAGAGCCUGGCCUGCGACGAGCUACCCGUCUAUGACCGUGGAGUGUGCAUCUCUCCCGAGGCCAUAGUCACAGACCUUCCAGAAGAUGUGAAGUGGAUAGACAUCACACCAGACAUGAUGAUGCAGGAGAGGCCCUUUGAUGCUGACUGUAAACGCCUGAGCCCUGAUCGGUGCAAGUGCAAAAAGGUGAAGCCGACUUUGGCAACAUACCUGAGCAAAAACUACAGCUACGUGAUUCAUGCCAAAAUAAAAGUCAUCCAGAGGAGUGGUUGCAACGAAGUAACAACCGUGGUGGAUGUGAAAGAGAUCUUCAAGUCUUCCUCACCCAUACCUCGAACCCAGGUCCCCCUCAUCACGAAUUCCUCCUGCCAGUGUCCACACAUCCUGCCCCAUCAAGAUGUCCUCAUUAUGUGCUAUGAGUGGCGCUCAAGAAUGAUGCUUCUUGAAAAUUGUUUAGUUGAAAAAUGGAGAGAUCAACUUAGUAGGAGGUCCAUACAGUGGGAAGAGAGGCUUCGUGAACAGCAGAGGACAGUUCAAGACAAGAAGCGAACAGCCAGCCGCACCAGUCGCAGUAACCCCCCCAAGCCGAAGGGAAAACCACCCGUUCCCAAAGCUGCCAGUCCUAAGAAGAACGUCAAAGCUAGAAGCGCCCCCAAAAAACCAAACCCGAAGAAAACUGCAAGUUAAGUACUUUCCCAGACGGAGCCACGCGUACAGGAUUAGGCGGUACUGCCCGGGACAGCCUAGAGACGGUCACAUGCCACUUGCCUUAAGAACUCACUCCAGUUCUACUCAUAGACACAUCUUGUAGCACUUUUUUAAAUGAUAGCUUCCGUUUUUCUCUUUAAGCCACACAGCCCUUUGGGUGGUUGGUCCUCUGGAAUGGAAGGAGCGAGAGGGAACUCUGGUGCACCGGUUUGCCCUCAGGGUGGCCUAUGUGCAUACUUUGUGAUCUUCAUGAGGUAGGAAAGGCGCUUCUGUUUUGAGAAUUUGACCUAAUAUGUACAUUUUAAAGUUCACAUAAUAUGUCAAACGCAACAGUAUUUUUGACAAAAGAAAAAUAUUUUAUUUCUUUUGACUUCUGUUAGGAAGUUAGUGAUUAAAUGUGAUUAAAAAUAUGGUUUUGAUGAAGGCAGGAAAAUGAUACUUAACAGAUCUUCAUGUGUUUGUUGUCUGCAAACAAACAGAUACUUUUCUGAUGAAUGGGAUUGUGAGAAAUUAGAGAUACAGGAAAUCGUCAGACUUUCAAUGCUGUCUUUAGCCAGAAACUUUGAAAACUAAGCUAACAAUGACAAAUAAAAAGGAGAGGCAGACUGGCAAGGCCUA